UCGUGGAGGCGCAGGGUUAGGAGUGUGGAGGGGGUGGAGAAUUGGCCUUGGGGUUAAGGUGGCUUUGAUGGUGGAGUGGAGGAGGUUGACAGAGUUUGGCGAUGGUGUGAGAGGGGGGGAGGAAGUGUGCCGGUUGAUGUGCGGAUGUGGUGGCAAGGGUGAAAGGGUUGAGGUCGCGGGUUGCUUUUGUUUAGUGAUUGACGGAGAGGGUCGGUGGCGGUGUUUCCCAUGGGUGGUUAGGAGGAGGAGUUACAGGCGUAGUCUAUUGGUUGCCCCUUCGGCUGGAAACUUGGAUUUUGAUCAGGGAGGUUAAGCGGCGCCUUGGAGGUGUUAAUUUGGACUUGGAAGUGGAAAUGGGGUUGAGCGCAUGAGGAAGUAGACGUCGGGGUUUUAUGCUUAUCCAUUGAAUAUGCAAUCUAUGAGGCUUAAUUCCUAGGAGUGUUAAAAGGCGACCUGAGAGAUUGCGAAUAAAACUGUUCAGCCCUCAAUUUUGGUCCAAGUACAUCUGACUUGGGAUUGUUGGAGCAUGCGGGCAUAAAUGGAUGGACUCAUCAGAGAACCAAUGACGUGAAAGUUGGAAUGUGCUCUCAUUCUCUGUAAAUAGUUAUUCAGAGGUUAGAUUGUUAUAUUGGGAUAGUCAAUCUCACUUGGGUAACUUGACGGACGCGAUCGGGGGUCUGGAAGGGGUAAUGAGGGAUCUUGACUCGUAAUGGCGACCCUGGUAUCUCUCCAGCUAGUGCGGGUUGCAGGUGUGAGGGAUCAUCACGCUAGUGCUUAUACCAUCCCUUCACGGCGGUCAAAGUUGAACUUUAACAAACGCAUUGUCCAGGGACUCAGUUUGAGGACCGCAUCACAACCCAGGGAGGGCAGCCUACAGGGAGGAGGGUCUUUGUGUAGUCCAUUAUGGAGCCACCUUUUGGUCUCGAAGAGAAACUCGCAUGUACGAGCAGUCCGUUCCCCAACUUCCGCCUCUUCUGUUCAACCAAUUCCUUAUGAGCAAGAAAUCAAGAAAAUAGCUGUAAAUGUAGCCAAUUAUAGUGCAAUCCUGGCCAGUUACACUGCUCAUCUUUUAAAGAGGACUGUCGAUUUGUAUCAGCUAUGCCCUCCUUUGGUAGCUCAGGUUGCUCCUGCCAUGGGACUUGUAGCAUUUUCAAUAUGGGGCUUGGGACCUACGACAAGAUUGAUACGUAAAAAUAUUUUCAAGAGGAGUGAUAAGAAAUGGGAUGAGAGCCGAACUUUCAAUAUUAUGGCUUCCUACAUGCGACCCAUUUUGUUGUGGAUUGGAAUCAUCCUCAUUUGCAGAGCAUUUGAUCCAGUGGUACUGUCCACAGAAGCAAGCCAAAUUAUCAAGCAACGGUUUGUCAACUUUGUCCGGUCACUGUCGACCGUUCUUGCUUUUGCCUUCUGCACUGCCAGUUUGACACAGCAAGUUCAAAGGUUUAUGAUGGAGCAUCAAGAUGCAGAGGAGUCACGAAAUAUUGGUGUGCAAUUCAUCGGCAACGCUGUAUAUACUUCUGUUUGGAUAGCAGCAGUAUGUCUGUUUAUGGAGCUGUUAGGAUUUUCUACACAAAAGUGGAUUACAGCUGGAGGAUUUGGAACUGUGCUUAUCACUCUUGCUGGUCGUGAGAUAUUCACGAACUUUUUAUCAAGUAUCAUGAUACACGCUACUAGGCCUUUCGUUGAUAAUGAAUGGAUUCAGACGAAAAUCGAGGGUCAGGAGGUGUCUGGCACUGUUGAGCAUGUUGGGUGGUGGUCUCCAACUGUGAUUCGAGGAGAUGAUCGUGAAGCUGUCCAUAUUCCAAAUCACAAAUUCAGUGUGAGCGUAGUCCGCAAUUUGAGUCAAAAGACUCACUGGCGAAUCAAGACGCAUCUGGGAAUCAGCCAUCUCGAUGUCAACAAAAUGACACCCAUUGUUGCAGACAUGCGGAAAGUUCUGGCAAAGCAUCCUCAAGUUGAGCAGCAGCGACUGCAUCGCCGUGUCUUUUUUGACAGUAUCGAUCCUGAGAAUCAAGCUCUGCUGAUCUUAAUUUCCUGCUUCGUGAAGACCUCUCACUUCGAGGAAUACCUGCGUGUCAAGGAGAUUAUCCUUUUGGAUUUGUUGAAGGUUAUUAGCCAUCACAAUGCACGCCUUGCAACCCCAAUUCGUUCAGUACAACGUGUGCUGGACGAAACCGAGUCAAGGAGUGCUGGAUUCCGCGACAUGCGGAGUGCUAAUCAAGCUCAACGGCGGACUUUCUUGCUUCUAGGUUCCCAAGCUGUAUCGGCUUCUGACGACGAGGAAGAUGACAGUGAUGUCUCAGAGGAUAUCUCUGAAGAUUUAUCACAACUCAGCGCGCAAACAGUGAGGGCCACUAAAGCAGGGCCGACCAAAGAUAGUGAAGACAGUGGAAGUGAAAGUGAUGGAGCAGUGCAGGAGCAACGUGAUUUGAAAGCUCCAAACGAGCUUAACAAACACAAGGGAGGUGUUUCUGAAGGUGAUGGUAACGUAGGAGCUGACUCAUCGAAGACUCCUGUAGCAGUACAACAAAUCGCUAAGGGCUCAGGUUCUAAUGAAAGCCUUCAGGAACCAGUUUUGACAGAGAAUGUCGAAGGUACUGAUGUAAGUGAAACUCUUAUGGAUAGGAUUCAUGCCGGAACUGAGGAAAGGUUGAUAAAAUCGCAUACAGACACAUCUGUACCGCAGAACCAGAGUGAGAAUGGGAAGGCUACCUCGGAGCAACCAGUUGCUGGAAAUCAAGUUGCAGCAGCUGACGUUGUCGUGGAGUUGCCAAAGGAGAAGGUGCCACAUCUUUACUCGAACAACGUCGGUCUCAAUGAUGCGAGUGAGCAAGGUGCUGAGACUUCAUCGUCAAUAAAAAGUGAUUCUCAGGGGAACAAGAGUGACACUCCGAAAAUCAACAACAACGUUCACAGCGACCUGGCAGAUCAUGGAGUGGGAACUGCUGUCCAGACCGGCACUGAUAGCACCCAAGGACAAACACAUACCUCGAAAGUGAUUGAUAAGCACGUAAGUGCUCACGUAGCGAUGGAAAGUACACCAUCAGCAAGCUCAAGUGACCCGUGGAGACAGCCGUCUACCUCACAAACGAAAGAAGAAAGUAGUGUUAGUGAUGGAGUUAUGGUGGGAGCAUCGACCCCACAAUUAAGUAACGAAAGCGUUCCGAGUUUAUCACCAGCAAACACCGAUGACGAUCCAUGGAAACAGCCAUCUGCUUCGCAAACGCAGAAUACGCACAAGGCACAGCCUAGUUCUAAUUUGGUAGUCCCUGGGGUUGCCAUAGACGGUCCUAAACACACUCUUCCUUUGGACGAUGACAUCUUAGAUAAUUCGCGCACGCUCGUUGCGUUGGGGAAACCUUCCAGCAUUAAAGAGCGGCGAGACAGCUCAAGCCAUGGUGUUGCGAAAGGAGCUACACCGAAUGACACAAGGGAGAGAGAUCGGUAACCCUAGUUUGAUUUCCCCCAUCUCUCCCGCUUUCUAAUUUUCCAAAACGAUCUUCCAAGGUCUCCUUGCAACGAUCCCUUCUUCGCUGCAAGGUCCAUAUGGUCAGCCUGGUAUUCCAGUCGGCUCCCCUUGUUGAUUUUUAGGUUUUGGGAGGCUGCCACUUGAACUGCAUUACAAUGCCAUUAUAUUUUUACAUCAAGUCAUUGUAUUAUUCUAGCAUGAUACUAGAAUAAGUUUGAUUGUUUGGGGUCAAAGGACUUCCGAGCACACACAUUGAUGGCAAUUUUUAUACUUUCUGUAUUUUAGUGCCGUUCUUGCAAACAAAUCUUACUUCGUGUUUAUUCUGAUUACUGCUAGCAUUGAGGAGUAUUUUCUAACACUUUCCACCAAGACGUUUGUAAAAAGAAAUAACGUUGCGAGAUAGGUAGCCUUAGGCCAAGACAGCGGGUACAAGAGGAUGUCCUUGUAAUUCAUAUCUACUGAGAAGUCGACUAUUGAAACUUUCAUUUCCCAUAUGCUAUGCUCAGA
Messenger RNA from Physcomitrium patens, 3973 nucleotides. RefSeq lists its product as uncharacterized. Gene Ontology annotation, biological process: transmembrane transport. The record is from RefSeq and is a predicted model, not a curated record. Gene Ontology annotation, cellular component: membrane. NCBI's taxonomy places the organism in Eukaryota, Viridiplantae, Streptophyta, Bryopsida, Funariales, Funariaceae.